Messenger RNA from Scaptodrosophila lebanonensis, 465 nucleotides. RefSeq lists its product as uncharacterized. The record is from RefSeq and is a predicted model, not a curated record. Lineage: Eukaryota; Metazoa; Arthropoda; Insecta; Diptera; Drosophilidae. The transcript is spliced from 2 exons. Bases 1 to 330 code for a protein of 109 amino acids.
AUGCAGCUCGUGCUGCUACUUAUGACGGCCGCUGCAGCUGCUGUGUAUGGUUCCACCGCUGUCCGAAAACUUGGCGAUAUGCCGGAAAAUCUAUAUGCCAAGGAACAAAAGGCAUUUAAGCACUGGUCGGCACAUUUAAGUGGAUAUACAGGUUUCAGCACGGCCUCCAGUUCACCAAAAGAAAACACUGCCUCGUGGGUCUGCACCGUCGCCCCAAAAACAGGAAUGGCGUGUUGCGGCUUGCCUUUUAUAGGCCGGAUGUCGUAUGCCUGCGGAUUUUUACGUCCUUGCGCAUCCGUUCAUCACGGCCUUGACGUUUCCCCACUUUGAGGUGCCAUCGGGACACAACCCUGCGCCUGCGUGGCUGCAGUUGCCACCAUGGUGCCUCGCUCGGUACCGCUAGAUGGCGCUGCAGUACCUUUAUAAAUUCUUGGCGCCUUCCGUAGCGCUGCCACCUUUUAUUCU